Molecule: messenger RNA, 4565 nt
Organism: Chrysoperla carnea
Lineage: Eukaryota; Metazoa; Arthropoda; Insecta; Neuroptera; Chrysopidae
Exons: 6
Coding region: 123-3122 (999 amino acids)
Biological process (GO): activation of GTPase activity; regulation of autophagosome maturation
Cellular component (GO): autophagosome
Molecular function (GO): GTPase activator activity
Source: RefSeq, a predicted model, not a curated record
GGUUAAUAGAUUUUUAAAUAUAUCGGAAAAUUGGUGCAUUUUCGACGAGAAAAACAGCUGUGUUUCAUCUACUUGAAAUCGAAAAUUUUUUUUUAUAAAUGGGUCAAAUUUUUUAACCAACAAUGACAGCAAUAUUUGGCUAUAGUAGGGAGGCAAUACGGGUGAAAGUAAAGAAAUGUGAAGGUUUGUUACAACCAGAAUUUCGAAAAUUUAGUGUUGAUCCUCAAAUCACUUCUUUUGAAGUGCUACAAAGUAUUUUAGGAAAGGCAUUUGAUAUUAAGGGAGAAUUUACAAUCGCAUAUCGGACACAUGACGCUUUGGGUCAUGAAAUUUAUUUAUCAAUUUUAUCUGAUUGGGAUCUGGAUGCUGCUUUCUUAAGUUCUCAUAAUGCAUCGUUAGCUAAUGGAUCGGAGCCUAGCUUAUGUUUACGUGUAGAUAUGAAGCCUUUUGCGGAAAGUACAGAUGAUUGGGACGUUACAAACACAACAAUGGGAAAAACACGUAAUACGUUGCCUGAAAUUAAGGCAUCAUCACAAAGAUUACCCGGAUUGAUUAUGAACCAGGUGGAACGGACAUUUAACAUGGUACAACGUGCACUAAAUUUAGGCGAAGAUGGCAAUAUUAAUAUUCAACCUGUGAGACCUCCUUUAUCGGAUUCAGAAUUUCGACGAUUUUUAGAUCCAGUUGGCCAAAUUGUUCAUGCUAAAGAACUCAGAUCUGUUAUUUAUUAUGGUGGAAUCGAUCCCAGUUUAAGGAAAGUUGUAUGGAAACACAUUUUGAAUGUAUAUCCAGAAGGAAUGUCGGGUAGAGAACGAAUGGAUUAUAUGAAACGUAAAGCAGUAGAAUAUUAUGAGCUACGAGACACUUGGCGGGAAAUGUUACAAAAAGGUCCCGUAACUGGUGACCUUGCCUACACUACUGGUAUGGUUCGUAAAGACGUUUUGCGAACGGACCGGCAUCAUCGAUUUUAUGCUGGUAGCGACGAUAAUCAAAAUAUUGCAUCACUUUUUAAUAUUCUCACGACGUAUGCAUUAAAUCAUCCAAAAGUGAGUUAUUGCCAGGGAAUGAGUGAUUUAGCGUCACCAUUGCUUGUAACAAUGGGGGAUGAAGCGCAUGCGUAUAUAUGUUUUUGUGCGUUAAUGCAACGUUUAGGUCACAAUUUUAUGUUGGAUGGUAUUGCCAUGACUCAAAAAUUUACUCAUUUAGCCGAAGCGUUACUCUAUUAUGAUCCAGAAUUUUUUGGCUAUUUAAAAAUGCAUCAGGCUGACGAUUUACUAUUUUGUUAUCGAUGGUUGUUACUUGAAAUGAAACGUGAAUUUGCAUUUGAAGAUUCAUUACGUAUGCUUGAAGUGCUAUGGAGUUCUUUACCUGCAACCCCACCGGCCAAAGAAUUAAAAUUAUAUGAAACUCAUUUUAAACCUACAAUAAUAACGUCUACUCCACCAGUUAGUCCUUUGGUAAAAACACCUCGGGAAAAUGCAUAUACUAAAGUGUGCGCUCUACGUCGCCAAAGCUCAUCAAUGUCAAUUGCUUCGUGGGCCGGAGGAUCCACACGAAAACCUGCUACACCAACAAUUAAACGACAAAUUCAUAGUUUGGAUGAAACUGUAAGUCGAGCUUUUAACGCUUUGCAUAAUGCAAAAACAUACCAAAGUUUAGAUGAUGCUAGUAUAACAACAGUGGCACCUCCAAUUCAACAGGCGAUUGAAUGUACUGAAGAAGAAAAUGAUAGGCCCCGUUCAACUUCUCCUUUAGAAAGUAAUCCAGAAGAAAUCCAAAAGAAAAGUGAUUUAUCUGCGAGUAUGAAUAGUUUUUUUGUGAAACCAAAGAAAGCAGGACAUUUUAAGGAGUUAAAAGAACGUAUUUCCGCUAAUCGUAAAGGAUUAUUUUCUUCGUUAGAUAAAUUAGAUAGUCGAAAUGUAAUUAAAGAAGAAACGGAAAUUGAGAAGUCUACAAAAAGUGGCCGUGUUGUCAAAAAUUUAAAUGAAUUUUUAAAUUUUGCCAAGAAAAAGGAAAGUCAAGAGGAUGUAAAUAAACCAAUAAUCACUUUAACUUCAUCCUCGUUUGACGAAUCCGAAUCUAGUCAAGAUAAACCUAGUCAACAAAAAAGCAGUAGUUGUGAUACCACGGAUACUUUUGACGGAAGUAGCCCUGAUGAUUCCCAGGAAUAUUUCCCAAUGACUACAUCAAUCACAAGAGAAUUAAGACUUGAACUAGAAAAUUUAGAUCGACAAGUUUUCGGCACUAAUUAUCAAUCAAAUACACUCUUAGACGACGAUGAAGAUUCUACUGAAUCAACAUCGGAUUCCAGUUUGCGCAUUGAAAAGAAUACAUCAUGUGAUUGUUUGCUAUCAAAACCAAGCUCAGAAAUUGUGGAAGGAUCCACAUUAACGGAAGUCGCGGAAAUAUGUAGUGUGUCAAAACCAACGUGCCUAAAAUUAGAUGGUAGCAAGGUUCCUACUGCCACAACCAAAAAUGGUAAAAUUACGGAUGAUAUUUUUGUAUGGGAGAAUCCAUUACAUCAACAGAGUCCCGAAACUCGAAAUUAUACCAAAUAUCCCUCAACUCCCGAUGAACAAGGUGAGGAAUUGGAAUAUGAUGGUGAAUCAGGGGAAAUAUUUGAAGAAUCGCAAAACGGUAUUAAAUCUGUGACCCCAAUUCGUUUAGUUCGUAAAGAACAAUCGUCGUUACGACAUAAAAAGGUAUCAUCUACUAUGUCAGUUUCUGCUACAGAUAGUUCCGAUAGCGGCGGUGAUUUACAGGAAUCAAUACAAAAAGCAGUCAAUGAAUUUCCAAUGCCCACGAUGACGAAUUCAUGCGAAGAAGCAAUCGAAAAUGCUAAUAUUAAACGUGCGAAUUCUUUGCUACCACCACCCCAAGAAUUUGGAGGUGGUAACCCAUUUUUGAUGUUUUUAUGUGUGACGUUGUUGUUACAACAUCGUAAUUACGUUAUGGAAAAUGGAAUGGAUUACAAUGAAAUGGCAAUGCAUUUUGAUAAAAUGGUACGUAAGCAUAAUGUGCUACGUGUUUUGGAUCAAGCACGUAGUAUGUUUGCCUCUUACAUGAAGCUACAUAAUGGUAUGUUGUUGCAAAAUAAUAAUGCUGCAGAUCCUAAUGUUUAAUAUAGAAAAAUUAUGUGAACGAAAUUGAUAAUUUCCAAAAUGCCGUGCUAAGAAUUGUGAUUAAGCCUUACAGAAAAACUAAUUUUUAUCUUCUAAAUAAAAUUCACGUUAAGCGAGGCCUUAGAAGUGGGGUGCCUUACUAUUUGAAGAAUUUGAAACACUUCUCUGAUCGGGCGAUCAUCAAACAUAUCUUGGUUCGGCAUUGUUGAUUCCUGAUUGGUGCUGAUUAGUUUCUUAACCACAAAAGUAAUACUCUUUUUGUGUCUUGAGUAAUAAUUAUUUGUUGAGUGCAGAAAGUGUUGGAAUUCAUGUGUAGCAGUUUUGAGGAAGAGCUUUUAUGGUCUAAUACAAACCAACGAUCUCAUUUUAAUAGGACAGACGGAUGUAUUGGCAUACGUAAUUUAUAUUAUUUAAAAAAAAAAAUGUCGUGCGUCUUCCCGGUUAUCAAAUCACUACACGUUGGUAUAAGAUGUCACCUCCUAAGACCAUGAGGGUACACUUCCUUCUAAGUUGCCAUUCUCUAAAGUGAUACACCUUGAGGCGAAGCAACUUGCUACACUGCCAAUUAAAAAUAAAAACUUGUAAAUUAAAAAACUUCCCUUGUUAUUUUAAGGGGGUAAAUUCUCAUUUUUUUAAUAUGUAAGUUAUUGAUAUUCAUACGUGGUACUUAAUUAGAAACUCCCCAACCUCCCUCAUUCUAAAUAAUAUUAAUAAGAUUUUUUUAAGAAUUAUAUGUGUAGCCAAGAGUCGUCAGUCAUUCGUAUAACAGCAAGUAGUGCUCAAUCGAAAAAACCCCAUAAUUAAAAAACCAGCUUUAAAAUUUUUAUUUAUUUAUUUUUUUUGUAAAAACUUGCAAUUAGGAAAAAGGGCUGUUAAAAAAUAUUAUAUUUUUUUGUAAACACAUAAAACACUCUUAGUACAAUAAUUUUUAAUUAGUGGACCAAUGAAAAUUUAAUUUUUUUAUGAAAAUUUAUUUUUAUUAUCAAAAUAAUAUAUACCUAAUCGGUUUAAGAAUAAAUCACACACCUACCCUCUCCUCUUCCCCAUAAAUCUUUCUGCUUUAAAUAAAUAUGUGCGCUACUACUGUGUGGAUUCAGAAUUUAUAGUUUGGGAAAAUGAAGUUUUUUGAAAAUUUGAUGCUAUUUCUUGCCAUGAAAAUUAGGAGUGAAUUUAGAGUAGCCACUUUAUUCAGUUACUGUAAACACAGUCGAAUCAUUCGAAUAAAUCUUACCAUUCCGGUCUGUUGUACAUUCUGAUCGAGCCAAUUUCAAAUUUGAAAGGUAUGGAACAUCUUCCGCUUCCUGUUUUAUAAAAAAAAGACUGAAUCAUAUAAAGCGUUUAAACGGUGCGAAUAAUUCAUUUUUGUAUGGAUUUUGCUUAGCUAGGAUUAAAGAGUACAGCAGACAAUAAAAUUAAAUAGAAUAUAUACUAUUUUCAAAAAUA